Ilex paraguariensis (yerba mate) is the source of this 1229-nucleotide messenger RNA. NCBI's taxonomy places the organism in Eukaryota, Viridiplantae, Streptophyta, Magnoliopsida, Aquifoliales, Aquifoliaceae. The record is from the annotation of a GenBank genome assembly.
CCUGCACUUAACAGUUAGUUUAUCUCCCUCAUAAACCCAUUAUCUAUAUAGUCUCACUCAUUUCAGUCUUCUCUGCAGUAUCAACCACACCAUCUUUUUCUCUCUCUUUUCCACUGGGCCAGGAAUUUGGAGUGUCUGUUUGGUAAAUAAAGCAACACAACUUGGUGAAAGUGAAAAUGAAAAUGAAUUAUAACAUCAUGUUUUUUAUGCUCAGCAGCACACUAGUGCUUCUGUGUUCUACAUCAGCAUUUGCAAAAACUGUUGGAUCUCCAGCUCUAACUUCAACCCCGGCUCCAGCACCUGCACCAGAUUUCGUAAACCUCACAGAGUUGCUCACUGUCGCUGGCCCAUUUGAGACCUUCCUUAAGUACCUUGAGUCGACCAAAGUCAUUGAGACCUUCCAAAACCAGGCCAACAAUACUGAGGAAGGAAUCACCAUCUUUGUACCAAAAGAUGAUGCAUUUUCGUCACUUAAAAAUCCCACUCUCUCCAACCUCACUGCAGACCAGCUCAAGUCACUCUGCCUUUUCCAUGCCUUGCCACAGUACUACACACUAGCAGACUUCACAAACCUCAGCCAAAGGAGCCCUGUUACCACACUUGCUGGUGGUCAAUACACUUUGAAUUUUACUGAUGUGUUUGGGACUGUGCGCGUCGGUACAGGAUGGACAAACACGAAAGUAAGUAGUAGUGUGCAUUCGACUGAUCCCGUUGCAGUUUAUCAGGUUGAUAAGGUUCUUCUUCCGGUAGCAAUCUUUGGCACCGAUAUACCUCCAACCCCAGCUCCAACGCCAUCUCCUGACAUUGCCCCAGUUGCUGAUGCUCCAUUGGCAAAAGGUGGAAGUGGCUCAUCUGCAACAUCUCCACAGCCAUCGAGUUCUUUCAGGAUCAUCAGCUUGGGCAUUCUGAAUCACCUAGCUUUGACAAUCGCAGGUGGACUGGUCUUGUUCUUGUAAGGGAGAAUUUGUUGAGCAUUUAAUUUAUGUUGGGAUGGUACAUUGAUUCACAUUGCUUUGAUUAUUAGCCAUUUUUUUCAUCACUUAUGUUGUUGGUAGUUUCUGUUUCAAUUAAAAUGGCUUUGGUUGUUUCAUAUAUUUUGGCCUGAUAACCAUUUUUUGCUCAUUGUUCUUCUGACCUUGUCCUUGUGUUGGAAAUCUAACAUUGUUUGUAACGAGACAGGCCACUUUUGGCCUCUUUUAAUGGCAAACUAGGGUAACUUGUACCUGGAG